GUUGGGAAACACUGGCCUAGAGAGCCACAGGUUGGGGAUCCUUGCUUCCAGGUGUCAGGGCAUUCUGGCAGUUGCAGUUUUGCAACAGCUGGAGGCACCCUGGCUGGGAAACACUGCCUUAGAGAGUCACAGGUUGGGGAUCCUUGCUUUCAGGUGUCAGGGCAUGAUGGGAGUUGUAGUUUUGCAACAGCUGGAGGCACCCUGGUUGGGAAACACUGCCCUAGAGAGUCACAUGUUGGGGAUCCUUGCUUUCAGGUGUCAGGGAAUGAUAGGAGUUGCAGUUUUGCAACAGCUGGAGGCACCCUGGUUGGGAAACACUGCCCUAGAGAGUCACAUGUUGGGGAUCCUUGCUUUCAGGUGUCAGGGAAUGAUGGGAGUUGCAGUUUUGCAACAGCUGGAGGAACCCUGGUUCGGAAACACUGCCCUAGAGUCACAGGUUGGGGAGCCUUGCUUUCAGGUGUCAGGGCAUGAUGGGAGUUGUAGUUUUACAACCCCUGGAGAGCCGUGGGUUGGGGAACGCCGCUUUCAGGUCACGAUGGGAGUUGUAGUUUCCCCCCCCCUUAGAGGCGCAGGUUGGGAGACGCUGCCUUCGGGUGUGAGGAAACGAUGGGAGUUGUAGUCCUCCACCCUCUGAAGAGCAGCAGGUCGGGGGCGCUGUCUUCUAGUCACACACGGCCCGUACAGCUUUAUAGCUCUCUCAGCCCCAACCAACAUGGCGUCCCGGCGCAGCCGUCUGUCUGAGUGGGCCGAGCAUGCGCACUGGGCAGGGCCCGGGCUGGAAUACAAGAUGGCAGCCCCGGCGGGGAGGGAGAGGCGGAGGCGGGAUAGCAGUGAGCGGACAGGAGUCAGUGACGGAGAUUGCCUCGGCCCCAGUUUGACUACUGCGCAAAAAUGGCCCGGGACAACCACGGAAGUCCUCAGGAGGAUGCCGCCUUGAUCAGCCUGUCCCCAAGUACAUCAAGCUCUCCGCGGCCACAGCGUGUUUCUGACUUGCCAGAUGAACUUUUACAGGCCGGAUGGGAGAAGUGCUGGAGUAAGAGGGAGAGUCGACCUUAUUAUUUCAACCGUUUCACCAAUCAGUCUCUAUGGGAGAUGCCUGUGCUGGGCCAACAUGAUGUCAUUUCGGAUCCUCUUGGGCUCAAUGCAGCACCAGUACCUGCGGAAGGAGGAAUGCCCACUACGCCCAAGGAGACAAAACCGGCAAAAAGAAGAUUGUCCGAGGAGCUGCCUGUUCCCGAUAUCACAAAAAAGCUGAAGAUGGAGUCUACUACUCCCGUGCCGACGCCAACUGUGCCAUGCUCGCCAGCGGUCCCGGGGGUAUCUGUGGAAGAAAAGCAAUUUGCAAACUUGAUCAAACCUACAGAUGUUUAUUGGGAUUUGGACAUACAAAGCAAUGUAGUGGUCAAGCCGUCUCCGCCGUCACACCUUAUACCGCCGCCAUCACAGUCACUACCACCCCAUCCUGAAGUGGAGCUUCUCCGUUCACAACUUGUCCUGAAACUACGGCAACAUUACCGGGAGCUUUGUCAGCAGAGAGAGGGCAUUGACCCACCUCGAGAGUCUUUUAACCGCUGGCUGCUGGAGAGGAAGGUCAUAGAUCGUGGACCGGAUCCGCUCCUUCCUAGUGACUGUGAUCCCGCAGUGUCUCCAUCCAUGUUCAGAGAGAUUAUGAAUGAUGUUCCAAUAAGGUUAUCACGUAUCAAGCAUCGAGAGGAAGCAAAACGAUUGCUAUUUAAAUAUGCCGAGGCUGCCAAGCGACUUAUCGAAUCUAGGAGAGCCUCACCGGAUAUUAGGAAGGUGGUAAAAUGGAAUGUGGAGGACACCUUUAGCUGGCUGAGGAGAGACCACCUGGCGACCAAGGAAGAUUACAUGGAUCGUUUGGAGCACCUACGUAGAGAAUGUGGCCCUCACAUGGCAGCGGUGGCGCGGGAUUCAGUAGAAGGCAUAUGUAGCAAGAUCUACCACUUCUCUCAAGAUUAUGCAAAAAGAAUCCGUGAGAAGCAUUUGGCGCUACUACGAGAUGCGAAUAUACCAGAGCCAGUUCCAGUUGCAGCUUCCCCGGAUAAAAGAGCAUUCUGCCACCCAGUACGGCUGACAACGCCGGCAUUGCCUGUCCAGGGAGUAGUAGACAUUCAGCAAGAUGGCAGCUUGGUGUGUGUGCGUUAUAAAGGGGAGUCCGUAAGGAUCAACCAGAGUUACUUCAGCAAAUUGUUUCAACUUUAUCGUCUCAGUUGCACAGAUGAUCCAGGGUCGGAAAAGUUCUUGCCUCGUGUGUGGUGUCUUUUGCGGAGAUAUCAGGUGAUGUUCGGAACAGCACAGUAUGAAGGCUCAGGACUGCAGGGGGCGCUCCCAGUCCACGUGUUCCAAACUUUGCACAAGAUUUUCGGUGUCACUUCUGAAUGCUUUGCUUCUCCCUUGAACUGUUAUUUCAAGCAAUACUGCUCCGCAUUCCCAGACACAGAUGGAUAUUUUGGCUCCAGGGGGCCAUGUCUCAGUUUUUUCCCAGUCAGUGGUUCUUUCGAGGCCAACCCCCCGUUCAGCGAGGAACUGAUGGACGCCAUGGUCACACAUAUUGAGAACCUUCUGGACAGUUCGGAUCAGCCUCUGUCCUUCAUUGUGUUCAUCCCAGAGUGGAGGGACCCCCCGACACCUGCCCUCACACGUAUGGAGGAAAGUCGCUUCAAACGCCACCAGUUGAUUCUCCCAGCUUAUCAGCAUGAAUAUCGAAGCGGCUCUCAACAUGUAUGUAAGAGGGACGAACUGUAUUACAAGGCCGUACACAAUACCGCUAUAAUCUUUCUGCAAAACGAAGCCGGCUUCCAGAAGUGGACACCCACCCCGGAGCGCGUGCAGGAACUGUGUACGGCAUAUAAACACUCGGGAAGGUUUUCCAAUUCCUCCUCUGGGGUCCCUGAGAAAGAGCCCACAAAGGAGGAAGGGAGCGGCACCAGCAAGGACGGUGUUAAUAAUUAGCAGCAUAGGUCGACAUUCCCGUUUCUGCGUGGCAGUACGCGCCCAUGGCAUUUGGGCAGAGAGUAAAUCUCCAUUUUACUAGAACACAAAUAUGGUCUCCCCUAGUCUUUAUACUGUAACGCCGAUUAGGAGAGUCCAUCGGUGACAAUAGACAAGAUGUCAGACACUUUCUUACCCCUUUGUAGGAUGCAGAAACAUUAUCCCAGGCUGAUCAGUAGCGGGUGGAGGAUCAUGUCUAUCCUUUCUAUAUCUGUGAGGGAUAUGGUCAUUAAAGGGGUACUCCACUGGAAAACAUUUAUUUUAAAUCAACUGGUGCCAGAAAGUUAAACAGAUUUGUAAAUUACUUCUAUUUAAAAAUCUUAAUCCUUCCAGUACUUAUCA
Messenger RNA from Hyla sarda, 3354 nucleotides. It is a transcript of the gene PCIF1, whose product is annotated as phosphorylated CTD interacting factor 1. Lineage: Eukaryota; Metazoa; Chordata; Amphibia; Anura; Hylidae. Gene Ontology annotation, molecular function: RNA polymerase II C-terminal domain binding; mRNA (2'-O-methyladenosine-N6-)-methyltransferase activity. The transcript is spliced from 16 exons. Gene Ontology annotation, cellular component: nucleus. Bases 892 to 2973 code for a protein of 693 amino acids. The record is from RefSeq and is a predicted model, not a curated record.